AUGCUCAAGCUGAGGAGCAUCUGCACGACGCUGAUCGGGGGGAAGGUGUACGACAUCAACGGGAAGACGAUCCGGGAGGAGAAGCUGCUGUCCGAGGGGGCCUACUCCUUCGUGUACCUGGCCAAAGACCUGAACACGAACAAAACGUACACGAUAAAGAAGACCAUCUGCCAAGAUAAAGAGAAGCUAGAAAUGGCCCAAAAGGAAAUUCACAUUUUGAAAAGUUUACCCCCACAUAAAAACAUCGUGCAGUAUUUUGGAUCCACCGUUAUAAGCGAAAACAGCCACAAAAUUGUGAUCAUGUUGAUGGAGUUUUGCGAAAGAGGAAACCUCCUGACCAUUUUUGAAAAGAACAAAGACAAGAUAAAAGAAAACCAUAUAGUAAAAAUUGUGAAGGAUAUAACCAAAGGGUUAAAUUUUCUACACACACAGGAAAUUCCAAUCAUCCAUAGGGAUAUAAAAUUGGAGAAUAUCCUCUGCGAUAAGAAUGGGGUGUAUAAAAUCUGUGACUUCUGUUCCCAUAGUGUCUCCAAUUCUUUCUUCCCAAACGAUUUAACAAAAAAUUCUUUAAAUAUUCUAAAGGAGGAAAUCGAAAGAGACACAACGUUGAUAUAUAGGCCUCCAGAAUUGAUAGACCUCUAUGCUAAUAGAGAAAUUUCUUCUAAAGUGGACCUUUGGAUGGUUGGCUGCAUUUUGUACCUUCUCCUUUUUAAAGUGCACCCUUUUCAGAAUGACCAGAACAGCUUACUCUCCAUAAUCAAUGGGAGCUUUACCAUUCCCUAUCACUCUAAGUACUCCAAGAGAAUCAUCUCCAUUUUGCUUCUAACGCUGAAUAAGAACCCACAGAAGCGGUUGGAUUCUACGACCCUUUUGUUCAUUUUGGAAAACUACGCAGACUUGAAACUGUGGUUCAUGCACAUCCCCAGUGAUGUGAAGAAGAUGGUGAAUCAAAUUUUUGAGAAAAUCAAUGAACUCAAUUUGAACAAUAAGCGAAACGAGAUGAUCGAAAUUAGCAACGACCGGAUUUUGGAUGUCAAGAUCUCCUCGCACAAGUACGAGACGCAGGUGCCCAAGAGCGCCCCCCCCAGCCCCUUCUUCAAGUUCUUCGCCCCUAACGCACGCGCGCAGGACCCCUUCAGGAGGAAGCAGCCGAGUAGUGCGGCCCAGCCGGGUGGUGCUUCGAAGCCGGAUGGGGCAGCGGCCCAGCCGGAUAGUACCUCCACCCAACCGAAUGGUGCUGCCACCCAACCGGAUAGUGCCGCUUCUCAGCCCGAUAGUGCCGCUUCCCAACCGAAUGGUGCCGCCGCUCCACCGGAUGGCCCCCCCAAGGAAGCCCAACUGAUCAGCAUCGGAAGCGCGGAGAGCGCGGCCGUCCUGGGGGCCGCCGCCCAGAGCGAGUUGCACGCGGAUUUGCUCAACCUGAGCGCGGGCGCCGCCCAAGCGGAGGAACAGGAGCAGGAGGGCGGCACCCAAGACGCGAGCUGGGAGAACAACAGCAUCCUGAAGGACCUCACUCUGGAUAGCGAGAUGAACAUGUUCGGCUUCGACAGCGGGUUUGGGAGCGGCUGCGGCAGCGAGAGCGGGGAUGCGCUCUCAAGGCCAGGCGGGAGGCCAAUCGCAAACCAGGCCGCGAACCAGGCCGCAAACCAAGCCGCCGUUCCAACCGCGAACCGAAGCGCUAACCGAAGCGGAGACCCCAAGGCAGAACCCAGUCAGGGCCGAACCCACUUCAACGAAUUCUUCGACCCCUGGAGCGCCGCCAAGGGGCACAACUGGCCCGUCGCGCCAAGCGGAAAAGAGGCGCACGAUGAACUCCCAGAAGGAACCCAAUACGACCUGUUCGAAAAGGACCUAGCCAAUUUUAAGAACGUGAACCUUUUUAAGGACGCUGCAAAUAAUGAGCCCUUUAAAUACACACCCAGCUUGGACGAAAUAAACUUCACAAGGAACAGCGUGGAGGUGACGAAUGACUCUCUCCACAGCAUAAAGAAUUACGACGAUUUAGAGAACGUGGGAAAUUGUUUUCCCAGCUAUGACCCAGUCAGUUUUGGGAAGGAGGUGGAGGUGUCCUUCAGCACGGACGCAGACGUGUUGAGCGAGGCCCCCAAUGACCCCCCGGGCAAGUUCAUUGCGUCGGAUAAGAGUGACAAGUUUUCGGAGCUCCUGGAGGAGUUCCAGAAGUGUUCCAUUUGAGGCGUCUAUGUGUGCAUCCAUGUGUGCGUCCAUGUGUGCAUCCAUGUGUGCAUCCAUGUGUGCAUCCAUGUGUGCGUCCAUGUGUGCGUCCAUGUGUGCGUCCAUGUGUGCGUCCAUGUGUGCGUCCAUGUGUGCAUCCAUGUGUGCGUCCAUGUGUGCGUCUAUGUGUGCCUAUUUGUGCGCGC
Molecule: messenger RNA, 2378 nt
Organism: Plasmodium vivax (malaria parasite P. vivax)
Lineage: Eukaryota; Apicomplexa; Aconoidasida; Haemosporida; Plasmodiidae
Product: cyclin g-associated kinase, putative
Exons: 1
Coding region: 1-2193 (730 amino acids)
Biological process (GO): protein phosphorylation
Cellular component (GO): cytoplasm
Molecular function (GO): ATP binding; protein serine/threonine kinase activity
Source: RefSeq, a predicted model, not a curated record